Messenger RNA from Vombatus ursinus (common wombat), 1694 nucleotides. RefSeq names its product paired like homeodomain 3 (gene PITX3). Gene Ontology annotation, molecular function: RNA polymerase II cis-regulatory region sequence-specific DNA binding; DNA-binding transcription factor activity, RNA polymerase II-specific. Lineage: Eukaryota; Metazoa; Chordata; Mammalia; Diprotodontia; Vombatidae. Gene Ontology annotation, cellular component: nucleus. Gene Ontology annotation, biological process: anatomical structure morphogenesis; regulation of transcription by RNA polymerase II. The transcript has 3 exons. The record is from RefSeq and is a predicted model, not a curated record. Bases 777 to 1694 code for a protein of 305 amino acids.
GUUUAUGUUCCAUAGAAUAUCUGUGUGAAAAUAACCAUGUUCUCAGAGGAGUAAAUACAAGAUCUAUACAGAAUAAAUACACAGCAAUUUGGAGGAAGGUGAUAACUGGGGGAAUCUGAAAGACCCCUUGAAGGAUACAGUACUUCAGCUGAGCUCUAAAGGGAACUAGGAAUUCCAAGAGGUAGAAAUGAGAAGGAAGAACAUUCCAGUCAUUGGGGGGGUGGCCUAUUCAAAGGCACAGAGGCAGAAGAUGGCACAAUCUGGCUGUAGUAUAGAGUGUGUGAGUAGGGGGAAGAUGUAAUCAGCCCAGAAAGAUAGUUUGGAGUGAGAGUGUUAAGGGCCAGAAGAGAUUAUAUUUUAUCCUAAUGGUAAUAGGGAAUAACUAAAGCUUCUCCAGCAGAGGAGUGACAUGGUCAGACCUAUGCUUUAGGAAUAUCAAUUUGGCAGUUGCAAGGAGGAUAUUGGAAAGGGAAGAGUCUAAAGGGCCAAUAUGUUGACUACUGCAAUAGUGGAGGUGAGAAGUGAUAAGGGCUUGAACUAGGGUGAUUAUUAUGAGUAGAGAGAAGGGAACAGAUGCAUGAGAUAUUGUAAAAGUGUAAUCAAUAAGAUUUGGCAACUGUUUGCAUAUGGGACUGAGAAUGAAGAGUCAAGAAUGAUUCCUAGGCUGUACAGCCUAGGUAACUGGUGGGGUGGGGGUAGGGCCUAGGUUGCCAAUUUAAGGUUUCCUGCUGACCACCCUUCCUCCUUGCCUCCAGAGCCACCCUGCUCUGGGCCCCAUGGAGUUUGCCCUGCUGAGUGAGGCUGAGGCCAGGAGCCCUGCACUGUCUCUGUCUGACGCCGGCACUCCCCACCCCCCUCACCCGGAGCACAGCUGCAAGGGCCAGGAACAUAGCGAUACGGAGAAGGCCCCACCUCAAUUGCCCGGAGGGUCCCCAACUGAGGAUGGCUCCCUAAAGAAGAAGCAGCGACGGCAGCGAACGCAUUUCACCAGCCAGCAGCUGCAGGAGCUGGAAGCGACCUUCCAGCGAAACCGCUACCCGGACAUGAGCACCCGAGAAGAGAUUGCAGUGUGGACAAACCUCACCGAGGCUCGAGUUCGGGUAUGGUUCAAGAAUCGCCGGGCCAAGUGGCGGAAGCGAGAGAGGAGCCAGCAAGCUGAGUUGUGCAAAGGCGGUUUCGGGGCGUCGCUGGGCGGGCUGGUGCCUCCCUACGAGGAGCUGUACCCCGGGUACUCCUACGGGAACUGGCCGCCCAAGGCCUUGGCCCCGCCGCUUGCAGCCAAGACCUUUCCGUUCGCCUUCAACUCGGUCAAUGUGGGCCCCCUGGCCUCGCAGCCUGUGUUCUCUCCUCCCGGCUCCAUCGCCACCGCUGCCUCCAUGGUACCCACAGCUGCUGCGGGCGCUGCGGGCGCCGUGGCUGGCCCAGGAAGCCUGCAGGGAUUGGGCGGGGGUCCUGCGGGGCUGGCCCCGGCUGCCGUGUCUUCGGGGGCGGUGUCUUGCCCCUACGCCUCAGCAGCCGCCGCAGCCGCCGCUGCCUCCUCCCCUUACGUAUAUAGGGACCCGUGUAACUCAAGCCUGGCCAGUCUGCGGCUCAAAGCCAAACAGCACGCCUCCUUCAGUUAUCCCGCAGUGCCCGGACCGGCCCCUGCCGCCAACCUCAGCCCGUGCCAAUACGCCGUGGAGCGGCCAGUAUGA